Chenopodium quinoa (quinoa) is the source of this 1479-nucleotide messenger RNA. RefSeq names its product F-box/FBD/LRR-repeat protein At5g22660-like. The transcript has a single exon. Gene Ontology annotation, molecular function: protein binding. The record is from RefSeq and is a predicted model, not a curated record. The coding region runs from base 1 to 1479 and encodes 492 amino acids. NCBI's taxonomy places the organism in Eukaryota, Viridiplantae, Streptophyta, Magnoliopsida, Caryophyllales, Amaranthaceae.
AUGACAACAAUGGAAGACAAUGAUCGGCUAAGCUCACUUCCAGACGCAAUCCUCUCCGAAAUUCUGUCUCGUCUUCCAAUCAAAUCCGCCGCCACCACCUCCGUCUUAUCCCACCGUUGCCACCACCUCUGGACCACCGUCACCCGCUUCGCAUUCACCUCUUUUGACGAAACAAUCUCACUGAAAUUCUCCGCAAUCCUUAUCAAAAUAUUACGACAGAUAACCUCUCCAAAACUCCGUGUUUUUUAUCUUCAGUUGGAUUCGCUCUCCAAUUUCUGUAAAAAGGGAGUUUCAGAAUCAUGCUUCCGUGAAAUUUGCUGCCGAAAUGUGGAGGAAAUCAUUGUUAAUGGCCCUCAUCAUGUAUACGAAGAUUGCUUCCUUGUGAUACCCGCAUUUGUGUUCAAACUCCAAUCUCUGGUAAUUUUGGAAUUAUUGGGUAACCUUAAGUUUAAUUUGCUUGAAACUGCAGCAAUUCAACUUCCUAAUUUGAAGAAAUUAAGUUUGUGCUAUCUAUUUGAUGUUCCUCCUUGGUUAGAGAUUCUAAUUAGGUCUUGCACUUUAUUAGAAGAUUUAACUCUGUGUUUCAAUUUGUCGCAUUUCAAUCAACCCCAGAAAACCCCCAAUCAAUUUUACAUAUUUGGUCAUAAUUUGAAGAUGUUGAGAAUAGUGAUGCACUCACAUAUUCCAACCCAGAGAACUAAAAUAUGUAUUGAUGCACCCAAAUUGAGGGAGCUGUGUGUAACCGAUCGAAUUUCAUGCUAUCACUUUGUACAAAAUCCAACUGGGUUAGUUGAUGCAUUUGUUGUUUUGACCCCGGAUGAGGACUUUCGAGAGGGUCCGGUUUGGAUGGAUGGACAAGAGGAUUAUGUACAACAGAUGUCCAAGUUUGUACAGGGAAUGUCUAGUGUUAGUAAGCUUGACAUUUGGGUACAGGGUAAACCCAAUGUAUAUGAUUACCUUUAUUGUGUGAAGCAUGAACUUCGGCCUGUUUUUCGUAACUUAGUCUAUCUUGAUACGAGCUUAGAAGACAUUGGUCUAAUUGGGUGGAAGAAUUUGCUACUUUCUAUGCAAUGCUUUCCCAACUUAUCACAACUUGACGUGUACCACAAAAUGGGAGAUGAUCUUCCUUUAGAGAACAUGAAAUGGUGUGAACUAGAUUUUGUGCCAGAUUGUUUGGCAGGGAAACUCAAGACAAUUAAAAUAUUAGGACUUAAGAGGAUUGAUGAUGAGCUCAAGUUGCUUGCUUACAUUCUGAGUAAUGCAGAUGUUUUGAAAGAGCUUCACGUAUCCAUUGGUUCCGAUACCAACAGAGAAUUUAGUGAAUUUCAACUGUGGAAUGAAUGUACAUUCUGUAGCUCCCUGUUCAAGCUUCCAAGGGGCUCUUCAACUUGUGAGAUUAUGUUUAGUGGUAUGCGUAUGAAGGCUUCAAGUAAUGCCUAUAAAGAAGGAUCCCUUUCGUGUGAUAUCUAUGGUUUUUGA